Messenger RNA from Pipra filicauda (Wire-tailed manakin), 869 nucleotides. RefSeq lists its product as uncharacterized. Lineage: Eukaryota; Metazoa; Chordata; Aves; Passeriformes; Pipridae. The record is from RefSeq and is a predicted model, not a curated record. Bases 159 to 869 code for a protein of 236 amino acids. The transcript is spliced from 3 exons.
AGAAGAGUGCGCCAUUCGUGCGGGGCAGCUAAUUAUCCGUCUCAUUUGAGAAGAGCAGCAUUCGAGGCAGCAGCGUUCGCCUGCUGAACGGUGACAGAUUGGCGCGGAGGAGAGGGGAGGUGUUAAAACAAUGGAGCCGGGCUUGCGAGCGCUGCUGCAUGCUAAUCAGCCCGGCCUCCUUCCUUCCUUCCCUCCGCCUGCCUGCCUGCCGCGAUCCCUCCUUCUCGCUGGCCGCGUGGCAAGCCCUACGCGAUCCGGCCCCUCCGCAGCAGGCGGCACCGCACCCGGCAUGGGUGGUAACCCAGAGAGAGUUCCAGCGGGACCGCUCAGCGGGGCUGGCGGCACCCGGGGGACCUGGCAGGCUGCUGGGUAUCAGUGGCAGAUUUCCGACCUCGCCCUCGGCGCCCAGGCUGCCAGGAGCCCGUCAGUUUGAGUCCCCGCAACGGGCAGAUGCGAGGAGCAUUUUGUACAAGUCUUGCGGGUUCUUCGGGCUGCCCUCCUGGCGCCCUGAUCCCCGCCAGAGGACAGACGAUAGCCGGCAGCGCAGCAGGUUGCCCGUGUCAAAAGUACAGUCUCUCAGGGCAAAAGGUUACGGAGCCUUCAUAAAGGUUUCCCAUCUGUCAUCAAGCGCGACAUCAAGCCCUCUAGAUCAACUGCCCUUCUCGCCAUCACAAGCCUCCUGUGCACGGGUUACUCCACGCACACGGGAUAAUGGAACGAAACAAGUCCUUGAGAUUGCGGACUGUGAGACUGUUAGAACAUCUGCUUAUAACAGUUGCCCUGAAAAAACACAGCAACUGCUCCCGGGGUCAGUGCUCAUGCAAAAGUGUAUACGGACAGACGGGGUGUGGAGUCGAGCCAUUGUGUGA